Messenger RNA from Saccoglossus kowalevskii, 994 nucleotides. RefSeq lists its product as uncharacterized. Gene Ontology annotation, biological process: lipid transport. Gene Ontology annotation, molecular function: protein binding; lipid carrier activity. NCBI's taxonomy places the organism in Eukaryota, Metazoa, Hemichordata, Enteropneusta, Harrimaniidae. The record is from RefSeq and is a predicted model, not a curated record.
AACUGAGUCAUUGACCGUAUCUCCUGAUCAGACUGACUGGUCAUCAGAUAAUCCUUUAACACUGCUAGCAGGUAUACAUUAUAGUAUCAGAGUCACUGCUGUUAAUGGUGCUGGUUUGUCUACUGUCCAUGAUACUGAUGGCGUUAUUAUCGACCCUACACCACCCCGGAUGAAGAAAGUCUUUGUUGGUGUACUAGCUGGUGAAAGUGAGGAAUUAUUUGAUGAUUUCGUCCUCCAAACUGAUCUCAAUGGUAUCCUAGCAACAUGGUUUGCUACUGAUGCAGAAAGUAGUAUCAUGUCAUAUUGGGUUGCUGUGGGCACUGCAGCAGAUGGUUCUGAGGAUAGUUUCGUUAGUGAUUAUCGAAAUAUGGGGAAUAAACGUGAUGGCUACAUUGAUGGAUUGACUUUGGAAUUAUAUGAUGAGAUCACGGACGGACCAAUAUAUUAUAUCAUUGUGAAAGCAGAGAAUGGUGCAGGUAGCAUGUCUACCCCUUUGGUGUCCAGUCCAAUCAAGGUUCUACAAGGUGACAUAACUGGCUUGACUAAUGAUGGACCAGACACACAGACCAUUGCUGGCAGCACAGUCAGUAUUGACACUGACUAUCAGAAAGAGAAUACCAUAGUCACUGCACAGUUUCAUGGUUUUGAGAGUCAAAGACAUGGUAUUGUACAUUACGAAUGGGCUGUGGGAUCAACACCCAGACUGGAUGAUAUUCAACCUUAUACUAGUGCUGGUAUUGUCGUAGAUGGUGGUCAUGACAACCCCGGAGGAGGUUUGAGUGGUUCAGGUAAAGCACAGAUGCCAUUAGAGCUGGAUAGUAGUAUGACAUACUUUACUACAGUCAGAGCUAUAACAGGUGCUGGUAAUGUACUAGAUUCUGUCAGUGAUGGCUUCACAGUUGAUUUGACAUCCCCUGUCAUUACUAUAGACAGUCUGGGUGUUAUGGUUGAUAAUGAUACGCUUAAUCUAGAUGUAAAUACUGCACAUUAUCAG